UCUAGGAGCAAGCAUCGGAAUCAAAGUUACUAACUUACGUAAAAACAGAGCACGCGUCGAUCGAUUUCGUUUACGCCAUGGGUUGGUCGCCGUUGAUGAUUAAAUAUCUAGCAUUCCUUUUCAAUUUUCUUUGUGCGGUGCUGGGAAUCGCCACUGUUGUGAUCAAUGUGCUGGCGAUUCAGGAGAUAGCUUCAAAGGACCAACUAAUUCUUUGCAUAUACAUUGCCGUCGGAUCCAUCGUAUUCUUGUUGUCUUUCUUCGGCUGUUUUGGGGCCAUCAAGGAUAGCAUUUGUGUUACCUGGUCGUAUGCCAUCUGUAUGCUGGUUAUGCUGAUCAUCUCGAUAGUCCUGCUGUUCGUUUUCCGCAUGCACUUCGAUGAUGCCUACUCCCUCACUAAACUAAAGCAGACUUUUGCCCAGCAGACUAAUAAUUACGAUGCCAUGGCGGACUACCAAACUCAAUUUCAAUGCUGUGGCAUCAACAAACUAAAGGAUUACGGCGACGCCUCUAUAAACGUGCCUAGUAGCUGUUACGACAAAAAUGAGGUUCCCUACAAGGACGGCUGUCUGUCCAAAAUGGAAAACCUACACGAGGAGGUUCUGAAGGGUCCCAAGAUGGUUGGCUGGAUGCUGAUGGUCAUCGAGAUCGGGGCGUUUACUUUCACCACUAUUUUGGGAGUGACCCUCAGAAACGAACAGCGCCGCGCUGCAUACUGAAAUAUCUGACUGUUUUAACGUACCUUUAAGUUAAAUUAUUUUUAUUUAUUUUUAAUAAAAAUAAUAAAUAUUUUCAAUCUGCUUA
Molecule: messenger RNA, 801 nt
Organism: Drosophila ficusphila
Lineage: Eukaryota; Metazoa; Arthropoda; Insecta; Diptera; Drosophilidae
Product: protein late bloomer
Exons: 5
Coding region: 78-716 (212 amino acids)
Cellular component (GO): membrane
Source: RefSeq, a predicted model, not a curated record